UGUCGGCCAUUUUACAUUUGAAACUGCGCCGAGCGUUUGGCUCUCUAAAUCAGCGACAUAAGCAAGUUAUUCGCAAACGGUGUAUAUCGAGUGAGAGAUGUAAUCGUGAAAUAUUUUUUUCGGUAAUGUGAAAAUUAGCAACAAAAUUCGCUGGUAAAAUUAUAUAUCACGUGUUGAAAUAACGAAAGUGUCGUAACUAAUGAGUGUGUGUUUUGCCGCGUUUUUCUUUGCCCCCCCUUCUUUGUAUGUGGGCUAGGUGCGAGUUUGCGCGGCUUGGAAUUUUUAUCCUGACGCAUACGUACAGUCACAGGAGAGCGUGUGGUGGCCGUAGACACUACACCACCGGCAGUACGUUCAAGAGGGAAAGCAAACAAAAUAUUUCGGUCGAAAUGCCUGAAGACAAUUGUUUAGUCUGUGCCACAAAUGAAGGCGUAUUUGUGGACAUCGAGAAGCAGCCAGAACUCAAGGAUAAGGCAAAAAAUUGCCGAUUAGAUAAGGUUUGGGAUGAAAGUGAGACCAAUAAAAUCUGUCAUAAGUGUGCUUUCGAGAUAGACCAAUGUAACCUGUUUAUUGAAAAAGUUAAGAAAGCUAGUAUAGCGCAGAAUGCCAAAGAAGAUUCCUGCGUUUUAUGCCUUAACACACCAGACAAAAUUUACCUCUUUGAUUUAUCAAAACAGAAAAAUGGAGUAAAUGGCUUGUUCCAACGCUUACAAGACCAAUUUUCAGAUGAACUGAAAAAUAAGGAAUUAAAAAAACAAUUUAUAUGUCUAUCAUGUCGUUACUGUGUGGAUUUAUUAGCUGAUUUAAAAACUUUACUAGAUGAAGUACCUGAUAAAUUGAAAUCUAUUGUGAAAAAUGGUAUAGAUCCAGCAGAUCUUCCAAAGACAAAAACAAUAAUUGCCAGUCGCAAGACCACAUAUAUACAGUCAUCUAAUUUACAUCUAAAUACCCCAUCAGAUACAGAUAGCGAUACAUCUAUAAGCAUGGCUAAUAAGAAGAAAGUCAGUAAGAAGAGCAAGUCUUCUCAAUCAUCUGCAAAAUGUGGACAAUGUAAAACAGCAUUUAGUAACAGUAUUGACACAUACAGAUUAUUCAAAACAGGAAAGACACUCUGCAAACAGUGUUGGCUCAGUACAGAUUUCAAUAAAGCUACUACAUCCAAGAAGCGUAAAAAAACCCAAGUCAAUUAUCCAACAACAAAGUUAUGCUCUAUUGUUUUAAAAGAUCUCUAUCGUUCAACUAAUGAUAGUGAAUACACAAUCAUAGAAGAUAAAAAGGGAAAUAUUAUUUUCAAAGUAACCGGUGAUGAGAUCAGUCAUGUACAACAUAAAGAAAGUGACAAUAGAGUAAUGACAGUAGAUAAAUCUCCAAAGUUCAAAGCAAGGCAAAGAAAAGAGUCUGAGAAAAGUCUAGAUAAUGAAAAUGUAACUGAUGAACUAUUCAGCACUACAAGGCAAAGAAAAGAUUCAGAGCAAAGUAAAUAUGAAAAGAAAGAUGAACCUUCAAUUUCUAAAGAGAGAAAAGACUCAGAAAAAAGUGAAGAUAAAGAAGAUAUUUCUGUUAAGUUCUCAAGAACUACUAGAGUUAGUAAAGAUUCAGAACACAAUGAAGAAGAAGAAGUGAGUGUGAAGUCUUGUAGGACUACUAGACAUAGAAAAGACUCUGAGCAAAGCAUCCAAGAAAAUAUUGAAGUCAAGUCCACUAGAGCAACCAGGCAACGAAAAGAUUCUGACCAAAGUGUACAAGAAAUUGCUGAAUCUAGACCUAUUAGAUCUGCCCGAAGAAGGAAAGAAUCUGAGCAAAGUGUCCAAGAAGAUUAUGAAAAAAAGCCUACAAGGAGUAGAUCCAGAAAAAACUCAGAACUAAGUGUACAGAGCAUACAAAGUAUUGAAGUUAAACCCUCAAGAAGAGACUCUGAAAAAAGUGAACAAGAAGAAGUGCAAAUUGAUAUAGACGUUGAUAGUGAUGAAGGACCAUCAACUAAAAGAGCCAAGAAAUCUAGUGCAAAAUCAGAGUCUACUACAAAGUCAAAAGUACAAAAUACAACUACGGUUAAACGUAAGAGAGGCCGAAGUAGUUCAAUUGAGUCAAUAGACAGUCGUAGAAUGUCUACUAGAAAUGUUAAGAAGCACACACAAGCAUUAGAAGAAAUCAUUGAAAUUGAUGAUGAUGUAUCUGAUACAGAUAAAGUUGAGAAAGAACUUACCCGACCAAAACGCAGUCGAAAGGCAAACACAGCUUUGCAUGAUGAACGUAGCGAUACAGAAUUACAUAAAGUUGAGUCAAAUAAAUCUUCUCCAAUGUCCAGUAAAGAGCCAACGCCAGAGCGACAGCCAUUAUCACCUUCUAGAAAAGAAACUGACGAUAGUACAAAUGUAACAGAAAUUCAGACAAAUGUGUUGAGAUCUAAAGAAUUUGAGUCUUCUGAAUCGGAAGAAAUUGAUAUUCUAAAAUCAACUGACGAAGAGAGCAAGCACGACGAAAGUUUAGAUAAAGGAAAUGGUUCUAAGGCUAUUUCUGACAUUGAAAUAGAUUCUGAGCAUGACGUAGCAGACAAAUUAGUAGAAAAAGUAGAGGACUCGGUAUCAAAAUGUAUAGAAAAUUCUCAACUCAAUGAUGAGAUUAAUGAAGAUGCUCAGAGUAAUGUGAGUUUUAGGUCAAUUGAUCAAGAUGAGCCAGAAACAAUCGAAGAAAAUACAAAAGAAAAGUCUGUUGAAAAAGAUGUAAUUAAAGCUGAAGAAAAUGACGAUGACAAUGAUGCCAGUAUGUCUAAAAAUAAAUCCGAUGUGGAUGAUCAAGAUAUGUCUGAUGAUGGAAAAGAAAAUAAGGUUGCCUCAAAAAAACGAUCAUUGAAGAAGAAUGCUCGAAAAUCCAAGUCUAUUACUGGAAAAAAAUCUGAAAAGUGUAAAAUGAAGGAUAUUGUAUCUGAUGUUUCAGAUUCAGAACAGACCAAAUUUAUUGAUGAACCAAUAGUGAUUACAUACACGUGCAAUGUAUGUGAACAAAUUUUUGAUAAGAAAUAUGAUGGACUCCUACAUGAGAUAACGCAUGCAAAAUAUUUAAAAGUGUUAUUGGAAAAAGUAAUCGUACCAGAAAGGAGAAAAUCAAACGUUAGCGACGGAGUUGAUGAGAAAAUGGACGUAGACGAAGAUACAGAAGUAGUAAAUGAAGUCGAAAAUGAUGAAGACGUAGAGAAAACUGACAAGACAGAAGUACUUAACAAAGAGAAAGAGAAUGAAAACAUUGAAAUAGCUGAAGUGAAUGACAAAGAACCUGGAAAUAAUGAUGAUUUGGACAGAAUCGAUACAGUGAAUGAAGAUGAUGAACUGGAUAAAGUCACGGAUCACAAUGAGUCAGAAACUGAAGUCACGCCAAACAGUAGAGGUAGACGAGCAUUCAGACGCCAUUCGAGCAAAGUGUCAGACGAGAAGCGACAAAAGAAAACAAGAGGAAGAAGGAAAACUGCAACUAAUAUUCCUGAAUCUGAAGUGACUACCGCAGUUAUUGAAGCUGAACCCGAUAAAAUUGCAGAAGCAGUUCAAGAGACUCUAAAUGACAUGGCUGAAUUACAUGAGAGAAUACAAGAAGAAUCAACCUCCAAAAAUCAAGAGGAAGAUGAGGUAAUGAUAGAAAAUCAGAAGGAAAAUAAAAACAUAACAGAUAAAGAACCAGAAGUAGUGUCGAAUGAUGAGGCAGAGGUUGAAACAGUCGAGCAAGAAGUCGAGUCUGGAAGUGAAACUGAAGUCACCGCAAUGCAAAAUGCAGAUAUCCGAGAACAAGAAAUCGAAACUCACGAUAUUGCGGAUGACUCUUCGAGAGAUGAAGUCAUAUGCGAAUCGAACACUGAAAGUAGAGACGCUGAACCAGAAGAACCAGAACAUCCGGUGGUUAACCUUGAUGAUGAAGCAUCUAGAGAUGUGGUUGAUGUGGAGAGUGAAGCCAAAAAACGUUCUGAGGAAUCAGAGAUUGAAAUAACGGAAGUGGAAGAUGUUGAAGCCGAAGACGAAACUGUUAUGCCUGAUGAAGUUGUCGAAUGCGAGCAAGUCGAUCUCACUGAAAGGGAUAAUAUCGAAGAUGCUUCAAAAGCUGACAACGACGACGACGAUAAUGACAUUGAAGAGAUCAUACAAGAGCCAGACAGAAACGUUAAUGAGGACGAUAACACCGUUGAUUCUGUGACAGAAAUCAAUGUUACAACCGCGGCAGAGCCAACAGUCGAGAAUGACGCUGAAAAUCCUAAACCAAAUGAUGACACGGACAACACCACCGAAGACGAGGCUUUGGCUCAAGAAAGCCUUGAAGAUUUACUCCAACGCAAAGGCCUUCAAGUGGUCGAUGAAUUCGCAGAAUCGGUAACUGACGGCGAAGACGAAAGUGAGAAGGAACUGCAUGUUAGCUCCGAAAAAGAAAACACUCCACUAAAAAAAAGCCAGACUAAUAACGAGCUCGAGAUCAAAAUCUCCGACACUGAAUGCACGGAAAUUCUAGAGAUUACUAACAAUAAGACGAAUAAAAUGUCUGUCGUCGGUGAGGUUCAAAUUACACAAGACGUCGAUGUAGUCGAGGAAGUGGUGAACGACGAUGACGACGUACAGCCACAGAACGAUGUCGUCGAGGAGGUCGAAGUCGAGAGCAACAACGUUUCUUUCAAUUUCCCGAAGCUGUAUUAAACUAAUACUGGACCUUCCCACACUCCCACUCGACGGCGUCGCAUGAGACUGGACGAGUGAGAAAAAAAUCUUCGUACGUUUUUCUUAGAGUCGACAUCUCCAUCUACAAAGUAUCACAGGAUCUCAGCCAACCAGCGAGGCGUUAUAUAUUUUUUCCCCCUAAAAAAAUUAGCUAUUUCAUAUUUAGUCCCGACGGAGACGUCGACUCGACGAAAACUAAUGGCGAAACCAAUCUACAUAAUCAUUUAUCAAAUGAUCAGAGUUCCCUUUAUUCGAUAUUUUUAAUCCUAAAUUUGUAUCUGCGUAGUAGAGUAGUUGCACUAUAUCGCUCGAAGUGCUUUGAGUUCUUUUGUAAAAUCAAUUCUGUUUAGAAUAGAACCAUUUUUCAUCCAAUGUCAUUGAAAAAAACCAGUGUUUAAUAGCUUUUAUACUUUAGAUCAGUCCUCUUAAUCAUUAUUCCGGCUCUUUUGUAGCGCAAAGCAAAUGGGAGUUCCCAAUAUGAGAGACGUACAUGUACGAUACAAAUAAAUUAGGUAAUUUAAAUUAAUUGAUAUGUUGUGCACUACAUCUCACGUAUAUUCCUUGAGUUUCCUUUGGUCAUUCGUUUAUAAUACAAUAUUUAGUUGUUUACAAAUUUAUCCUGCUUCAUUGUUUUUUAUCACAUUGUAAAAUGAAAAAUUUCGAAACGUGCCUACAAAAUUUGCUGUACUUCCAAGUAUCUAAAGUAAACUCAUAAGAAUAUGCGUUGAGAGAUACUAUAAACCAAUAAUAACUAAGACAAACAUUUAUUAAGUAGAUAGUUAAAGAACACCUUUCAUACACAUCGAGAUAUUAGAAUAAUUCACCACGAUCCCUCCAUUGGCAAAUUUUUAGUAUAGCGUCAGCAUCGCCUUCGACACUUCUUUUAAUUAAGACUUUGUACGCAUCCGUUAUGUCUUUACCUUGAGUAGAAAAAAAAUUAAUCAAACAUGCGAAUCGUAUAAAUAAAUAUAAGAUAAUACUUAUGAUACAAGUUGAAAGUUUGUAAAUAUAUACAAAUUAAACGCAAAAUGCGAAGAAUUUGUUCUACUUGAUUUAGUGUUAUUUAUUAAAUCAUAAUGUUGAAUUACUUUUUUUGUACAAUGUAUUUAACAUGUUAAGAAUACAUCAGCUUAUAAGCUCGAGUUUUUGAUUUUCGUUUUUUUUGUUAAUCAUCUCAUGACUGUUAAAUACACGAAUACUUCAUAGUAAAGCUAGUUUACUUUGAAUAUAAAUUGACAUAAAUGAAAUUUCAACUUGUUAAACAAUUCUGCGUUAUUUGUGAUUUUUUCUCAUUUUUUUCAAGAGGUUAAAUGGCUUGUAAUAUAGAGAUUUAAAAUAAAUACAUUUUUAUAUGACACGAAACGAGUGUUAUGUUUAAUAAUGAUAAAAUCUUACGAUUAAUUUAGGAAUAUAUAUAUAUAUAUACACGUAAGUCUAUAGCCCGCUUUGAUUUGAAGUACUUGAAUGAGAAAAUAAACGAUUCGCAUAUCUAUUUUUUAUUUAGAUGUAGGUAUCGUGCACAUAAUUUUCUUUGUCCUUAAGGAACUCUCGAGAUCCAUUUUAUUUUAUUUUAUAACAACCAGAAAAUCUUGUAAAAUAAUUACUAUUGCAUAUUUGUGAGAAAGACAAAAAACUGUAUGUAAA
This is a messenger RNA of Phymastichus coffea, 6335 nucleotides long. RefSeq names its product cingulin-like. The transcript is spliced from 6 exons. Gene Ontology annotation, molecular function: zinc ion binding. Bases 246 to 4670 code for a protein of 1474 amino acids. Gene Ontology annotation, cellular component: nucleus. The record is from RefSeq and is a predicted model, not a curated record. NCBI's taxonomy places the organism in Eukaryota, Metazoa, Arthropoda, Insecta, Hymenoptera, Eulophidae.